Molecule: messenger RNA, 6169 nt
Organism: Mytilus trossulus (common blue mussel)
Lineage: Eukaryota; Metazoa; Mollusca; Bivalvia; Mytilida; Mytilidae
Product: histone-lysine N-methyltransferase EHMT1-like
Exons: 1
Coding region: 445-1434 (329 amino acids)
Biological process (GO): intracellular signal transduction
Molecular function (GO): protein binding
Source: RefSeq, a predicted model, not a curated record
CAAAGUUUGUUCUUCACAAGCACUUGUUCACUUAACCGGAAAUCAACAUCAAAAUACUCUGCAACUAAUUUGUGGGUUUGGUCACCUUGUUUAGUUUGAUUAACCGCACAGGAAAAACGUAUAUCCUGUUUUUGAAUGAAAUCAUGAAAUUAUCCUAUUAAAAAAUUGAUAUAUGCAUCGAUUUCAUGGAAAGGUUUGCACGGACAAUCACAUAUUCGCCAAAUUUAUCGAUUAUUGAAACACGAACCCAGAACAUUGAUUGAAAUAUGAAACCCGGGUAGGGAUUAUGCUUGAAGAUCACAUUUCAGUGUAGUGCAGUAGUGACGUAAGCUUCAUGCGUAGUGUAUUGAUGUAAUCACAAUUGUAAAAAAGUUACUUUAAACUAUAAACUGAUGUUCAUGAAAUAGUGCAAAAGAAUUGUCAAUAGAUCUCAAUACAGCAACAAUGUUAAGUCGAGUUGAACGUGUGUCUCGUGAAGACUAUAGUACAUUCCAGCCAAAAUCAGCUGAUAACAUGAAAAAUGAAGGUAUUUUAGUGACUGGGUCAUUCCAGGCUAUAAACUUUUAUAAUCAGUCACAUAUUUUCUUUGAUCUCUACAUGGCAGUUAUUUCUGGCCAUGCACAAAAUGUUAGGAAUAUAUUGUUGUCUCACCCAGAUGCUGAUUUCAACAUUCUAGUGAAAGGGGCAACUGUUUUGUCACUGUCCCUUUAUAAGCGACAUUUUGAUAUCUUUAAUUUGUUAAUGCGACAUUCUGAAAGGAGAGGUAAAACUUGUUUAAACACCGUCAGUAAGGAUGAAUUAAAUAGAAGAGAACCUCCUUUAAUUACAGCAUGUAGGAUGCAUUUUACUGAAGGAGUUAUUUCCCUGGUGAAUGCAGGAGCUGAUAUUGAUGCCCAAGAUAAUUUUGGACAUACAGCCCUAUGGGUGGCCGCUAGACAGCAAAUGCCAGAUCUUGUGGAAUAUUUAAUAGUCAAUGGUGCUAGUGUAAAUAUUACAGACCGAUAUAACUACACGCCCCUCAUUACUGCCAUGAUGUACAAGGUGACAUCUCACAUUACUAAAGCACUUGUGCUAAAUGGAAGUAAUUUAGAUGGACCAAGAGUAGUGUCCUCAUACCAAAACAGUCCUUUAUUCUGGGCUUCUAAAUAUAAAGACUUUGAGAUGAUGAGAUUGAUUCUUUUAGCAGGAGUUCCAAUGUGGCUUAUACGAUGUGUAAAACAUUCAUUACAUGAUGCCACAGGAAGAAAUGCUGCGGCUAUAGGCUAUCUGGAUGAUUUUACAAGAAAUGCACCAUCGCUAAAACAAAUAUGUCGAAGGAUAUUGAGAACAGCAGUCAGUGAAAGUUGUAAAGGAAAAUAUUUUGGACAAAACAUUGAAACAUUACCACUUCCACAAAUUUUGAAAUGUUAUUUAUUGUUAAAAGUAGAAAAUUAGAAAGACUUUUUUGUGUACAUGUAUUUGGUGUGUAUAUAAGACUUAAAGUAAAUGUAAGUACAUUGUAUAGUGUAAGUGUAUUAAACUAUUACAUGUAUUUCUUUUGUGAUGAUCAAUAUGGUUUGUUUUUUCACAACAAACAUCCAGUUUGAAUUCAUUAAAAUUAUAGUUAUACAUGUUAUACUUGUACAUACGUGUACAGCAAAUGGUACAGUAUUAGAAUGAUUAGUGGUACAUGUUGUAAUAGAAAUUUUCAUACAUCAUGUAGAUUUGUCCCUUAAACAGGUUUAACAUUGUUUUUAUUUACAUUAUUUAGGUGAAUCUUAUACAUGAUAUAUACAAUGUACAUUGUACACAUAUAUAUAAGAAAAUUUGUAAGUUUUAGUUGUGAAAAACUCAAACUGAAUAAAAAAAUAAUCUUUCACAGUUUCACUUUGCUUCAUUAGAUUUGUUUGUGGCAGCUUUUAUUAUCUGAAGACUUCCACAAGGGGUCAUAUUUAUAUUUAGAUGACCGUUUACCUUGUAUACACAUUUUAAUCAAUCAACUAAAUGUACAUUUGGCAUGUUUGGUUGUAACUGUUCCAAGUGGAAUGCUAGCCCAGGCACUAUAUACAAAUGUAAUUACAAUUUUUUCCUAAAAGUAAAGUUGAAUCAAAAUUGUUUAAAUGUUUUAUUGACAUGAGCUUAUGAUUUGUAAUACAGAAAUUGAAUUCUCUAUAAAACAAUGAAACUUUACAUAACAAUAUAUUACAAUAGUUAAAAGUACCAAAACUAUUCAUGCUAUUAAAAGGCAAAUAUUUGAAUGGAUACUAAAAGGUCACAGGACAUGGCCCCAUACAGUAAGUAGCUUAGUCUUCAGAUUUUCAUGCUGUGGUAAACAAAUCAUGGAAAGAAAAAUGAAAGAUCUUACUUUAUUCUAACAUUAUUUAGGCAGCAACCAUUUGAUUUUCGGGGGGGUUAUGGAUUUUUUUCUGUACAAUCUAUUUUUUGGCGACAAGUCAGAAAUUAUGAAAAGAGUCAUUUAAAUAUUGUUUCUGUGUAUUACACAUGCUUAAAAAAAUAACAGCUACAUGUACAAUACUGUCGGGUCAGUAUACUGCAAUGUAAUAGUUGAAUUAGGUUUUGGUUCUAAUUUAUUAUUUCUCUCAGCUUGUACAAUUUAUACACUUCAAUGCUUACAUGUGUGUGUGUGUGUGUUAGGGCUUUAACACCGCUAUGUGGCCAAAUAUUAAUGGAAAUCUUGUGUGUACAGAGGCUUGUGUAAAACUUUCAGUAUCCCCUAUAAACAAGUCUGAAAAUUAAAGUUAGUCAAUAUUUCUAUAAUCGUCAUAUUUAUAGUCGUGAUAGUCAUGACUCAUGAUAGUGUGGCUUACAAAAAGAGCUUGCUUGAAGAGUUGAAAAUUUAUUUAUACAUAAAAAACAUAUGUUCCAGAAUAGAAGGCCUGUAGACAUAAAUGAUGUACAUCUUUGUUACUGUAAGAGUAUAAAACAUUCUGUACAUGCUGCAAAUGUAGGGGAAGCGUGCUUCCUGUACAUAAACAUGUAUACAAAAUGUUAUGUACAUGUAUUUAGCAGUCAUUUUACGAUAAAGCAAUUAAUAUUUUUUCUUAUUUUUGCUUAUUAUUUUAACAUGUUUAACAUAGUACUAGUCCUACAUGAAUAUGGACAUUAAACAAUUGUAUACCUGUGCACACAAACUUUUAUCAACUGUACAAAAAUUGAUUAAAGGCAUGAAGUGAUAAUGGAUUAAUGGAUAUGAAAUUUUCUUUAUCAUCAAUUUGAUUUUUUCAUGCGAAGUUUAUGAAGUUAUUCAUUUUAGGCGUGAAAGGAAAUCUUUUAAUAAAAACAAUAUAUCAAAUUUAACUUAUUUUUUUCGAAAACCAUCAUACCUUCAUAUUUAUUAUCAUCUCUGUAACAAUGUGUAAUAUCUGUAAAAUUGCAUGUUUUAUACCAUAUUUUUGCAUGUGAUAUACAAUGUACAUGUAUUGCAGUAGAACUAAUUCUUGUUGGUGAUAUCAAUAAGGUGUACAAAUGUACUUGAAUUAUCAACAAUUUUUUAUUAUAAAAAUACCUUCAAACCUGAAAAUAUAAUUCCUAUUAAUUUUUCAAACUUUAUGAUUUUCAAAUAAUUUUGUGUGUGCAAUUAUUGCCUUCUGGUUGUAUUGUGCCAAAGAAUCAAAGACAUAUUUUGUUUAUCAUGCUAAAGGUUUACUGUGAUAGAAUUUAACUGCAUAGUACUACAUGUACUAGUGCACACACAUUUUUCUUGUGUAAAAGUUGCCAAAGAUAUUGAAUACAAAUCAGAUAAUAAGAAUAAUAAUUUCUAUAUAUUUUUCUCAUUAUUUCAUGUUUGUACAAAUGAUUAUAAAAAUAAGAAGAGUCACUUUGAACUCAUACUAUUUCAAGUUUGGAAAAAGAUUAUUCAAUUAAAUGCUUACAUUGUAAUGAAAGGUAUUUUUCCCCUACAAUUUGAGUUAUACAGUGUAGGGUAGUGAAAGGGUAAAAAACAUAGAAAUUUAAGUUUCCCUGAAAUUAUUGCAUUGCAGCAUGAGUUAAACUGAUUCAUGGUUAUAUAUAAAUGUGAAAUUACAUCAUAUCAUAUGUAAUUUACAAUGUAUAAGGUAAAUACACAUAUAUGGUACUUAUUAUCUAUCAUCUAGACUACAUGGAACAUGUAUAAAUCUAAGUAUGAAUUUUGCAUUACAUGUUGUAUUUUGUGUGUGACGUGCAUUGCUGUCUUGCAGAUGAAUGUUUCAGAGUGUAGUCAUCUAUGUAUUUCAUCAGAAUGUAGUAGGAUAGAUAACUCAGCUGAAUUUGUUAUACAUUAGUAUACAAUUUAUUUUAUAUUCAAGUUAGAUCAACACUGUUAAAUUGAUCACACACAAAUGAGUAUAUAUGGGGAUGCCAUUUAUUGUGGAAUGCAUUUUACUUAUUUUAUUAUUAUGGUAUGGUUUAAUUUGAAAACAUUUGAUUUUCAAGGAAAUACAAAUAUUUAUUUUAAAUUAUUAUAUUCCAGUAAUUCACAUGACAUAGACAUGCAAUGUAUUUAUGUAGGAAUAAAAGAAUCUUAUCUUGUGCAAAAAUAAGUCAAACUUAUAUCUUUGUAUGAGAGAGAAUAAUUUAGUUAACAGUUUGAACACACUUUGUAAGAUCUGAAGAGCACAUGUACAUGAAAGUGAUCAUUGUUUGUAGAAAUACUGUUUUGAUACUUUAACUUACAAAUUUUAUGGAAAUUUCACCUAGUUUUUUUAACGGUUUACAGCUUUAAUUUCUAUAAACAUACAUAUUUACAUGUACCAAUUAGAUAAUACAUGUUAAAAUCAUCUUGCUACAUUGUACAUGACAAAUUCCAUUUUCUGUUACACAGUGAAUUGAGUAACAAUAUAUAAAUGUACGUUUUACCAUUCUCAUCCCCCUAUUUGUUCGCAUGUGGUGAUAGAAAAAUUAUGACCAAAUUAUGCAGGGAACACAAAACUGUAUAUGUGUAAAAAGAAAUACCAUAAUAAAAUUUUGGUUGCCGUCAAUAAUGUUUGAAAUUAUAUUCUAGCACAAGUCUGACUUAUAAUUUAUUUAAAAGUUAUUUAUUAUUUUGUUUUAUUUGUAAGUGUGUAUUUUGGAUUGUUUUCAUUGUUUUGUUUGCAGUGUUAUGUUUGAGUUUGAAUGUUAUUGUGAAGUUGUUGUUUUCAUAUUUAGUUCUUCCAUGUUACCAUGGUUACAGUACAGGUAAUCCAUGAGUAUGGAUAUAAACAUGGUUUAAGAUAAUUAAAUUAUCUAAAAUACAACAUGUCUAUGUUUUCUAUCUCAUGCUUUUUUUUUAAAAAUGUUUGUCAUGUUUAUAUUCUUUAAACAUGUUAAAAGAGUAACCAGAUUAAGCAUGUUUCUGAUGACUUUCAAAGUUUCAGACUGUUAAAAAAGCAGUCUUUGAUUACAAUGUUUUUUUAUAUUAUAAUUCAUUAAAACACAAUAACGAGAAACAAUUUGUAUACAUUUAAUUUCAUUUUUUUUUUUUUUUUGGAAUGACAUUCAAUGUUAGAAAAUCUUUUCAUUAUAAUAUUUGUUCCUUGGCGGAAGAUUUAGAUUGGCUUUUGGAAUUUUGAUAAAAUCCUCAUAUUUGAUAAUCAAAUGUAGCUCAUUACAUCCUUUUUCAAAUUUCAAUUUGGACAUGUUCAUGAUGUUCUAGUGAUUUUUUUUUUAACUUUUCAAUGUAUAUUGAUCCAGACCUCUUGUUAUCAAUGAUUGCAGUGAUUUUUUACAAGCUGUUCAAUGGCUAUUUAUUAUAUAUAAGCUUUCUGAUUUUUUUAGUUUAAAAGAUUUUCAAAUGGGGUGUUUUUGAGAUGUGCAAAAAAAAUGAUAUGACAGAUUUUGUGUAGUAGUGAAUUUAAUUUCAAGUUAAAAUGGUCACUUAUUGUUUUCUUACUAUAGUUGUUAUGGUAACUGUUUUCAUAAAUGUGACCGGUUGUUUUUUAUUUUAAAAGGACCAAUUAUUUUUGUUAUUUUACAAGCCUUCAUUAAUAUUUCACAUGUGCAAAAUGUACGAUGUUUGCUGAUAACGAAUUUUUAAUCUAGUCAAUGUGAUUAUUUUGCAACAUGGUUAGAUGUAUUUGUAUGGUUUUAUAAUAAUUGUAACAUGUGAACGUAUUUAUUCUGGGAGCUGUACAAUUAUUUUGAAUUCGAAACAAAUGGUGCUUAAAUUGUCACAUUUUAAAUGUGGAAAUAAACUUUGUUAUUAAAAGAU